Molecule: messenger RNA, 1605 nt
Organism: Anopheles coustani
Lineage: Eukaryota; Metazoa; Arthropoda; Insecta; Diptera; Culicidae
Product: SET domain-containing protein SmydA-8-like
Exons: 4
Coding region: 25-1605 (526 amino acids)
Molecular function (GO): protein binding
Source: RefSeq, a predicted model, not a curated record
AUCGCUCAAUCCGUGUUGAACCUGAUGACAUUGCUCUGCAGCAUCUGCCGUGCUCCUGCUGCGCAACGUUGUUCCGGCUGCCAGCAGGUUGGAUACUGCGGCCGGGACCACCAGCGCCAGGAUUGGAAGGCACAGCAUCGCCACCAGUGCCGUCGGUUUAAAGUUGUUCGUAGCGAGCGGCUCGGGCGUCAUCUGGUGGCUACCAGAAGCAUCCGGCAGGGCGAGAUUAUCUACCGUGACACGCCGUACGCCGUUGGGCCAAAAAUAGCGAACGUGCCGGUAUGUCUGGGUUGCAACCGGAACCUGGUGCCGCUGUUGACCAACACGGUUCAGCGGUUCUACGAGUGUACACAAUGCGGUUGGCCGCUGUGUGGCAAUGGGUGCGAGGGGGCGGACCAGCACAGAGUGGAAUGCGGAGUGCUAAGUGGUAGCGGCUACCGGCCCAACAUUCGCCCCCAUCCGGCCGAUCCGGAACGGCGCGAGUCGGCCUACUGCGUGAUCGUGCCCCUGCGGGUGCUGCUGCUUGAGCGUACGGCGCCCGAAAAGUAUGCAGAGAUCGAGCGCUUCGAGUCGCACCUGGAGCAGCGUCUGGCGAGUCCGCUCUACGGCGUGCUGCGUUCGAAUCUCGUACCGUUCGUACGAUCGGUGCUGGGUCUGCGUCAGUACAGCGAAGAUAUGAUCCUGAAGGUGAGCGCCAUCCUCGACACGAACUGCUACGAGAUCCGGCAGCCGCUCGUGAAGGUUCGUGCUCUCUACCCGCUCGGUGCGAUGCUCUCACACGACUGUGUACCUAACACUAAGCACUACUUCGAUGACCGGCUUGGCAUGGUGCUGGUAGCGACGAUCGAUAUCCCGGAGGGUGCCGUCAUCAAUGUGUCCUACACCCAGCCGCUGCUCGGGACGCUCCAACGGCGGCUGGCGCUCCGGCAGGCCAAGUGUUUUGACUGCAGCUGCGACCGGUGCACCGAUCCGACCGAGUUCGGUACGCACGUUGGUGGUUUCCGGUGCCCAAGCUGCCAGCAGCGCAUUAAGGUACCGAAGGCUACCGGCUGUGACUGGGUCAUCCCAAGUGAUCCCGCCAGCUAUCGCACCGACUGGCGUUGCCAGAACCGGAAGUGCACCUACCAGGAACCCGCGCAAGAGUACGCGAGACGCUGCGAAAAGCUGCAGGCAGAGCUGCUUGCGCUCGACCGAACCGAACCGGACGACUACGAGGCGUUCCUGGUGCGUCACGAACCAAUUCUGCACGGCUGGAACGCCUACGUGCUGCAGGCCAAAUACGCUCUGACGCAACUCCUCGCCGGCCGGCGUGAACAGGCCCCGAAUGAUGCUCCAGCGCGCCGGUUGGUCGAUCUUUGCCGUGAUUUGCUAGGAGUAGCUCAAAAGCUCGAACCCGGCUACGGUUACUUCCGGACGAAAUUGCUUCUCGAGCUGGCUAACUCGCUCGAUGGACUGCGGACACGAGGUGUUAUCUUGUCGCAGGAGCAACAAGAGUACCGUUCGGCGCGUGAGGAACUGGAGCGUAUAGCUAAAACAGACCCAACAGUGAAGGUCAACCCGAUUCCCAGUCCCGAUUAUAAUCCGAGCGUCGUAAACCAACCUUAA